Molecule: messenger RNA, 1760 nt
Organism: Penicillium brasilianum
Lineage: Eukaryota; Fungi; Ascomycota; Eurotiomycetes; Eurotiales; Aspergillaceae
Source: the annotation of a GenBank genome assembly
GUCGAGGGCGGGGCCCAUUUUCCCGCUAGAAUGAUACUGAUCGAGGGACCACCUUAUCUGCUGGUCUUUCCCUUUAGAUGCGAUGGAUUGGCAACCAGAAGAGUUCCACUGCCAAUGAGAUGGUCAAUCUGUCGAUCCGGUCAUCCAGUUCAUCCAGCUCUUCUCCAAACCAGUGCUGAUUAGGAAGUUCGGCGGAGAAGCCCCAAGCUCUUUUUGCUUCUCCAUAUCCUUAUCUUUAUCGUACUCUACUGUCUAGGAACUAUUUAACGACCUCACCCCGUCCACGUUCCGGAUAUUUCUUUUUGUCUCCUUGUUCAGUCUUUCCUCCAUAAUUCCCUCCAGCCAUGCCCGCCUGGAAGUCUCUACUGAGUGCCCUGGCCCUGGCCGGGACCGCAGUAUCCUGCGCACACCACGGCGACGCCGAAGUCGUCCCGGAGCACGAGCGCGAAGAACUGCUCAAGAAGUGGGAUCAAGAGUGGUCCUUCUCCGGAAUAUCAACCUUCGCCCACCUCCGCCCCGUCAAAUGUCUCAUCGAACCCACCGAAAACUUCGACAUCGCCGUCAUCGGCGCCCCCUUUGACACGGCAGUCUCCUACCGACCGGGCGCUCGCUUCGGACCCCGCGCCAUCCGCGCCGCCAGCGCGCGCCAAUUGCCCGGGACCAGCUACAACACCCGCGCGGGGAUCAACCCGUACCAAUCCUGGGCCAAGAUCACCGAUUGUGGCGACAUCCCAAUCACGCCCUUUGACAACGGGCUCGCAGAGAGACAGAUGUACGAGGCCUUUUUGGAACUGGGAUCGCGGAAGAUCGUCAACGCGCCUGCUGGCCUGGCCGGUGCGGGGAUCGGGGCACGCCACCCCAAGCUUGUCACGCUCGGUGGAGAUCAUAGCGUUGCGCUGCCGGCGUUGAGGGCGCUGUACCAGAUCUACCAGAAGCCCAUUACGGUGCUGCACUUUGAUGCGCAUCUCGAUACGUGGAAUCCCGUGCGGUAUUCGGCGUAUUGGCAAAGUGAGCAGUCGCAGUUUAACCAUGGCAGUUUCUUCCACAAGGCUAGUCGGGAGGGACUGAUUUGCAAUUCGACCUCUGCGCAUGCGGGACUGCGGACGCGGUUGACGGGCGUUGAUGAUGCGGAUUAUACGACGCCCAGUCCCGAGCAGGGCUUUAUUCGCAUCCAUGCCGAUGAUAUUGAUGAGUUGGGCCCGAUGGGUGUGGUGGAUGUCAUUAUGCAGCGCAUUGGAAACGAUCCCGAGCAGCCCGUGUAUUUGUCUGUUGAUAUUGACGUUUUGGAUCCCUCGACUGCCCCCGGAACUGGUACCCCGGAGCCCGGUGGUUGGACUACCCGUGAGUUCAUUCGCAUUCUCCGGGGGUUGGAGAAGUUGAAUCUCGUGGGUGCCGAUAUUGUCGAGGUGUCGCCUGCGUAUGACAAUAAGGGUGAGACUACUGCACUGGCGGCUGCGCAGGUGGCCUUUGAGAUUAUUACCAGCAUGGUCAAGUCCGGUGUCGAUGAGGAGCUGGGUGGGUGGUAUGGACGUCGUGAGGAUGGUUCGGGUGGUGUUGGUGUGGUUGAGGAGGCGGAGACUGCUGCCAAGGACGAGUUGUAAAUGAUGACAUGGGAUGGAUAAAAGGGCAUUGUAUAUACGAGACUCAUGACUGUAGAUUGCAGAGAAUGAUUGAUAUGACUGAUAUGAAGCCACCACAGCGCAUUGCCUCCUGGUUACGUAUAAGCAAUCCUCGUUUGUACGUUGUAUAUCGCAGUCGCC